AUGAACAAUGGCAUCAAUACGCUUCAUUCAACGACGGCAAGAGAUAGCAUGCUUCAUCCACGACUACCACAGCUUUGCCAGGACUCACCCGCUUUGUUUCCUAUAUGUAUUUCGUUCCAGCUCGCAUUGACAAGCACUGUCAUUCCUCUUUUCUGCGAGUACUUCGACAAGGCAUUGAGGACCUUCAGGUCCGAGCUGGCAUGCAGCAAGACCCUUUCCGAUGCCACUUUGACAUCGGGACUCCUGUUGUGUAGUAUUGGCCUAAUGCACGGCUUGCCCUGGACUAUGCAUCUAGAGGGUAUGCACCGAAUCCUACAAAGGGACGGCCUCGGCGUAAACUGUCCGCCCACCCCAGCCUUCUUUCGCAUCCAUCUUCUUGAAGUGAUGGGCGUGAUGGACAUCCCUUGUUUUUCUAUUGGUCGUCAAAGCCCACAAAUUGGUAUCUGGCGCCGAUACUGUCGGCCUGCUGCGCCGAGAUACGGCGUUGAGCCUGUCAGUGGCCUACCUCGCACUUUACUCGACAUCUUCGCUGGAAUUGGUGCAGAGACCACAGAACAGUCAUUUUGGGACUGGUCUGGUGAACCGGGUAGCUUUCCACAGUGCUACCUGUGGGAGGCUUAUCGUCUGGCUGGUAUUCUAGCAUUACGGAGGGGAAACGACCCUGUGUCUUCUCCUGGCAACAUUACGACAUGGCGGCAGCCUGCGAAAUGUCCCGCAAACACUACCGUUCUUAUUUCACGUAUACUGGCUAGUAUUGAUGCUCUUCGUCUUGCAUCUAUUGAGCGUCCACUUGAAGAUGCAUUCAUCGUGAAUGCAAUACUCUUUCCUGUCGUCACCGCUGGCUUGGAAGUUGAUGUGCUAUGUCAGAAACCUGACUGGCAACAGUUGAUCCGGAACAGUCUGAAAGACUCUAAUCAGUGUGAUAUCCUUCUCAGUCUCCUGGAGGAGCUAUGGCAACAAGCAGACCCGGGUCUAAAUGUGCAUGACCUGGCACGGCAGAGAGGCAUCGAGAUGGGAUUGUUAUGA
Molecule: messenger RNA, 1026 nt
Organism: Penicillium olsonii
Lineage: Eukaryota; Fungi; Ascomycota; Eurotiomycetes; Eurotiales; Aspergillaceae
Source: the annotation of a GenBank genome assembly